Molecule: messenger RNA, 615 nt
Organism: Miscanthus lutarioriparius
Lineage: Eukaryota; Viridiplantae; Streptophyta; Magnoliopsida; Poales; Poaceae
Source: the annotation of a GenBank genome assembly
AUGGAGGUCGCCGAGGCGCCCGCGCCUGCGCCCGACGAGGACGCGCUGGACGAACGCAGCGUGGCGCUGCACCCCCCGAGGCUGCUCGCCGGCGUCGUCUCCGGCGCCCUCACUGGCCUCUUCGCUCUUGCUGGGGCUCUGACUGGGGCAGUCACCGGCGCGGUGGCGGGCAGAGCUUCCGACAGCGGCGGCGUUCUGCGGGGAGCUGGAUUGGGGGCGGUCGCCGGAGCUGUCCUCUCCAUUGAGGUUCUUGAGGCUUCUCGCGCUUAUUGGUGCUCCGACCGCCUGGGCUCGCACGGCGCAUCGUCCAUGGCUGAUUUCAUUGAGCAGCUUCUUCGUGCCCGGUUUGUGCAAGAGCAAUUUACAACUUCAGGAUAUGCAUCAUAUCGCUGGCAGGUCAGCAUAUCAGAUUUUGGUCACGAUGACCUAUAUGACAUCUUUGGAGAUAUUUCAUCUAAAGGGCUCUCACAAGAGUCACUGAAGAAACUACCACAUUAUGUGGUCACUAACCAAAUGGGGGACUCAUUCGGCGAAAUCCUGUCUUGCCCUAUCUGUCUACAGUGGUGGUUAAACUCGUUUGAUGCAUUCUGUAAAGUUCUUUGUCCUGAUGAUUAA